Molecule: messenger RNA, 2172 nt
Organism: Amphibalanus amphitrite
Lineage: Eukaryota; Metazoa; Arthropoda; Thecostraca; Balanomorpha; Balanidae
Product: probable very-long-chain enoyl-CoA reductase art-1
Exons: 6
Coding region: 529-1437 (302 amino acids)
Biological process (GO): very long-chain fatty acid biosynthetic process
Molecular function (GO): protein binding; oxidoreductase activity, acting on the CH-CH group of donors
Source: RefSeq, a predicted model, not a curated record
GUAAAUAUUGUCUGAUAUAAUAUUUGAUACCUGUAUUUACAAAUAAUUAAUUUAACGACGUAUUUAGUACUGGUAAGCAGAUUGUCAUGUAUGAAGGAUACUCAUACCUUUGUUUGUCAAAUUACAAAAUUAUUGGGCAUUUUUAUCUGUAUCUUUCAUUCGUAAUGAAUUGCAGUUUGAAAUACGACAUAAUCGAUAAAAAAUGUCAAAGAUAAUGUAUCAUUUUCCAUAUUUCUGCUGAGACCAAUGAUGCCACAAGUUCUUUUCAAUAAGUGCUUUGUGUAGAACCUUGAUAUCAAGGGAUGCAAGUGGGCGGCAGGGCAAUUGUUUGUUGUGUUUGCGUGGCCGGCUGGUUCGUGUGCGGGGAGUGGAAUCCGCGCUCGCAAGGCCCUAUAUACCCGCGCUCGGGUUCCAACGACUGGUUGAAUAUUUUCCCUACUCAACUCAAGGCUUCAUUCAUCUGCAUAGUGGAAGGCAAUACUUGAACAUUUUACAGCGAGUCAAACGUGAACGGAAAAGAAAGCUAAGAUGUCCAAGGUUGAAAUUCUACAUGCCGGUUCUGGGAAGAGCCUCUUCACUCUAAAUGCGGCGCCGUCCACCUCCAUUCUGGAGCUGAAGAAGCAGGUGUGUGAGAAGCGGAAGGGCCUGUACCCAGGCAGGGUGGACCUGAAACCCAAACAGCGCGGAAAAGGCUACGGCGACUCGGACACUCUGGCCUCGCUGGGUCUGCACGCGGGCACCAAGCUCUACCUGAAGGACCUGGGACCGCAGAUCGGCUGGGUGACGGUGUUCCUGGCUGAGUACGCCGGACCUCUGGUGCUCUACCUGUGGUGCUUCACCCGGCCCUGGCCCCUGUAUGAUGCCGGAGCCGCCGCCAAGCCCGUCACCACCGCCGCCAAGGUGGCCUGCGCCUGCUGGACGAUCCACUACGCCAAGCGUCUGCUGGAGACGCUCUUUGUGCACCGGUUCUCGCACGCCACGAUGCCGCUGUCGAACCUGUUCAAGAACUGCUCGUACUACUGGGGCUUCACGGUGUUUGUGGCGUAUCAUGUGAACCAUCCGCUGUUCACGCCGCCGGCCCGGCCGCUCUUCAUCACCGGCGUGGUACUGUUCACGCUGGGCGAGCUCGGUAACCUGAGCAUCCACUGGGCGCUGCGUCAGCUGCGGCCGGCCGGCAGCCGCGUGCGCCGCAUCCCCCAGCCCACGGUGAACCCGUUCACGGCCCUCUUCUCGGCCGUCUCGUGUCCCAACUACACCUACGAGUUUGUCAGCUGGCUCGGCUUCACGGUGAUGACGCAGUGUCUGCCGGCGGGCCUGUUCACCGCCGCCGGGAUGUACCAGAUGACCGUGUGGGCGCUGGGCAAACACCGCAACUACAAGAAGGAGUUCCCCGAGUACCCGCGCGGACGAAAGGCCAUCCUGCCCGGUGUGCUGUGAAUAGACGGCCGCCGGAGAUAGGGGGAGAUAGAGAUGGAGACCAGACUGAAGAGGAGACAGACUAGAGACAAGGGGAGACGGUGACGGAGACGGUGACAGAGACAGACUGAUGACGCACAGAGAGAUGGAAUCGUAGACUCAGUUGACAGAGACAGAGACAGUGACAGACAGACCAACAUAAACGCAAUCGAGACGGGAGAAGCGUCGAGAGAAAGAUUGGCGUGUAGUGUAGUGGAUGGUUGGAAAUUGAGGGAGGGAGUGGUAUAAUAUACCUCUGGUAUGUAUCUGACCAGGGGUGCCCAGUACGGGGACGGGCACCAGAGCGGUGACGGGACGGCGCGGUGGGUUGGAGGGACGGGGCGCGGUGGGACGGUGUCACGGUACCUACGAUUACCGCAACUGGGCAUGUGGGGAGAGAAUGGUGGAUCCCUGCUGCUAGCUCACAUCAGUCUGGCCUGAGAUUACGAAUUGUGGUGCAGUUUAUUGAUUUGAGACCAGUCGUUACGUGUGAUUCAACUAGCGGCUCACUGUGGUCAAUAUUGAGCUUCGGGGGUAGCUUUGACCAUUCCAUUAGGGUUUCGGAAGGACAUGGCUGACGACAGUCAAUGAUUUUAGUGGCUCAAGACUGGUCAAUUUGUGUUAUUGCGUCUCGUAGCAUAUUCGUUUGUUGUAGAACGUUGUGUUUGUUUGUCUCAUGCCAUAUGGAUUGGAGGAAUACACGUGAAGUUGCCGCUG